UGCUGCUGCUGAGGACGACGACGACGACGACGUCACUCGGCUAGUCGCACACGCGUCGAACGUCAACACAACAAACAGGGCAACGUACAACAGUUUAUUGGAGGAUGGCGUUCGUGAAGAGCGGAUGGCUGCACAGACAAAGCACUAUCUUGCGGCGCUGGAAGAGGAACUGGUUUGACCUCUGGUCAGAUGGACGUCUGGUCUUCUAUGAUGACCAGCAGCGGCGGGACAUGGAGGACGAGAUCCACAUGAAGGUGGACUGCAUUAACAUCCGCAAUGCCAGCGCAUGUAGAGAGCUCACGCCCCCUGAAGGCAAAAGCAAAGACUCCCUCCUGCAGAUCGUCUGCCGGGACGGUCGGGUCAUCAGCAUCUGCGCAGACAGUGCAGACGAUGCUUUGGCUUGGACCAUGGCACUUCAGGACACCAGACUCAAUGCUAUUGUGCCACCGCCUCAGGUCGGUUUUGCCGAGGACGUCGUAGCAUCAGCUCCUCCACCCUAUUCUGAAUUAAACACAACUCCUCAGGUUUUCUAUCCUGAUGGAUAUGGCGGUUAUGUUCCUCAUCCUCCGCCUUAUGCCACACAGAUGGUUUACUCCGCAGAUGGCCAGCAGUAUGCAGUUGCCUACCCGUAUCAUUACCAAGGAGGAUACGCACCUGCCGUCAACAGAGUCAUAGUUCAGGAGCGCCGGCGUGACGACACAGGUGACGUAGCUCUGGGGAUGCUGGCCGGUGCUGCCACGGGAUUGGCCCUCGGCUCUCUGUUUUCUGUAUUCUAAUGUGUUUUUGUGAACCCAGCCCAACCCCACCUGACAUACAGCAAAGGAAACCCUUCCCAUGUUGUUUUAACUUAGCCUUUACGCCUCGUAAUGCACCGAUAAUGUAGCCGGGCUGGGUGAAUAUUCACUUACUUUUCUGUAUUUGUCUUUGUACCAAAGCUUAUUUACUUUUGAUUAGGCACCAACAAAUGUGUUUGCUUUGCAAAUUUAAUCUUUAGCAUACAAAGAUAUACACUAAAAUAUUUGCGGCUGGCCUUAAGAUAAGGAUUAUCAGUGAGGUUUAUAGAUCAGCCACUGUUUAGAAACACAAACUGUGGAUUGUUGAGUCUAAAAAUGGGUCAAUUUUAUACUUGCGAUGCCCUGUUGAGAAAUGACACUGGCCUUGAUGAAAUAAAUGAUAGGCAAGCAGCUUUUCCUGUUGUUUAUAAUUAGAAAUUAAACUUGUUUUCAGUGUCGUUUGCUGCUGCACAGCCAAAAUUGUGCUGAAUUAAAUAUUUUGUGACUGUUUUGGUUAAAAGGAAUAGUUCUCUCAAAAAUAAAAAUUCACUUGUCUUUUUUUUUUUUUUUUGGCAUAAAAAAAAUCAGUUUUAUUGUAGGGGAAACAGGACACGGAGAUUAUAUAUAUAUUUAUGUACACACACACAC
Carassius carassius (crucian carp) is the source of this 1421-nucleotide messenger RNA. Its product is annotated as pleckstrin homology domain-containing family B member 2-like. The record is from RefSeq and is a predicted model, not a curated record. The transcript has 8 exons. Gene Ontology annotation, cellular component: membrane. NCBI's taxonomy places the organism in Eukaryota, Metazoa, Chordata, Actinopteri, Cypriniformes, Cyprinidae. Bases 105 to 776 code for a protein of 223 amino acids. Gene Ontology annotation, biological process: regulation of cell differentiation.